This is a messenger RNA of Capronia coronata CBS 617.96, 537 nucleotides long. RefSeq lists its product as uncharacterized. Gene Ontology annotation, molecular function: acireductone dioxygenase [iron(II)-requiring] activity. The transcript is spliced from 3 exons. The coding region runs from base 1 to 537 and encodes 178 amino acids. Lineage: Eukaryota; Fungi; Ascomycota; Eurotiomycetes; Chaetothyriales; Herpotrichiellaceae. The record is from RefSeq and is a predicted model, not a curated record.
AUGAAGGCAUACUGGUACGACAACCAAGAGGGUGACCAGCGCCUCGCCCACGAUUCCGGCCGCGAAGUCCCCGAAUCAUACCUGAGCGCCCUCGGUGUCCUGUACCAUCACUGCCCCGAUGUCUCGACCGUCGACGACAUCGCUAAAGAGCGUCAUUACAAGAAUCGCGAUGUGAUUACUGUUUCCCCAAGUGCCAUGGGCGAGGUGUACGAAGAUAAAGUGAAGAUGUUCUUCCACGAACAUUUGCAUGAAGAUGAGGAGAUCAGAUAUAUUCGUGACGGCGCUGGGUAUUUCGAUGUCAGGAGCCAAGACGAUGACUGGGUGCGCAUCAGGCUUGAAAAGGACGAUUUGAUCAUCUUGCCUGCUGGCAUAUACCACCGUUUUACCACUGACGACAACAAUUACAUCAAGGCCAUGCGAUUGUUCCAGGACGAGCCCAAGUGGACACCGUUGAACCGGGGUCCCGACACUGAUAUCAACACUCACCGGAAGACAUACCUUCAAACAACCGGCAGUGCGCCAGUCUCCGUGGCCUGA